Messenger RNA from Symbiodinium sp. CCMP2456, 459 nucleotides. The record is from the annotation of a GenBank genome assembly. NCBI's taxonomy places the organism in Eukaryota, Dinophyceae, Suessiales, Symbiodiniaceae.
AUGAGUCCCUACAGUGGUUCCACCGGUGAUUUGAUGACGAUGGUUGAGCCAGCCCUUGCCAGUGCCACACAAGAUAUUGAGAACAGCAACAUUCUUCCAGGCUACCGAUUACGAAUGCUGCUGGUGGACACGAAAUGCAACGCAAGAGAUGCCACCGUGGCGACAGUUACGGCAUUGUCGACGGGUGUGCCCAAACACAUUAUUUUCGGUGAUUCUUGCAGUUCUGCGUGCGAAGCUAUAAAUGAUGCGGCUUCUUUCUUCAAUGUGCUUCAGGUAGGUCCGGGCUGCACGUCUACGAGCUUGAGCGAUUCGGUCCGGUACCCCUACUUCACCCGAAUGGCUCCGUCGUAUCGAUUCAACAUCUUGGCCGUAUACGAGUUCAUGAAACUCCUGCAUUUUCAUAGAGUUGGCGUCGUGAUGCUUGGAUGCAUUGUGCAUGACGGGGAAACACGCGUUUGA